AGCUUGUAGACUCGUACUUUAUCGAAUUCAACUAGCUACGACUUACACCAAAGUCAGAUUCGUUCAUCGACUGAUAGGUCCUACGUGGUUUGAGUUGUUUAACCGUUAGGAUAACAGUGAAAUCUUACCGGUGGCUAUUCGGGUUUAUGACGAUCUUUCUGCGUCGAUUUCGGGUUUGGUUAUUUCCACCAACCCUACUUGAUGAGUACGUCACUUAGAGGAUGUCUGGGUGUCAUCCAGUGCUACCCUCACAUCAUUGCGUGGGCAACACCAUCGUCUUUUUCACAACGCAAAUUCAUGAGGAACUAUAUUAUGAGCUGUAUAGACUGUUACUGAUUAGUCUACCCAAGACUAUUAAAAGCACUCGCAAUCUGGUAAAUGCCGGAUCGACCGUCCGCCUUGUUCGAUUUAAUAUAGUUAUCAUACAUUUGGGGGUGAGGUUGUCAUGAGCAUCCACGCCACGAAUACCACGAUGCCCCAACUGCCUUCAUUACUGUUACAAUGCAAUGCUCCCAUGUCAAUCAAUUCCAUAUAUGAAUUCCCUCAUCCAGUGACCGCAAUGUAGAUGAUUGGCUCAUGUUGAUGAAAAGUGAGAGAACAUGUUCCCUACGUCCGAUUUCGUAUGUAUCUCAUGAACAUUCUGUAGCAUCAGUGACUAAGGAGAUUUGACUAAAGAGAUUUUCAAGAUCCGUGCUAAAUUUAUUAUUUAUUAAAUCCG
Daldinia decipiens is the source of this 718-nucleotide messenger RNA. RefSeq lists its product as uncharacterized. The record is from RefSeq and is a predicted model, not a curated record. Lineage: Eukaryota; Fungi; Ascomycota; Sordariomycetes; Xylariales; Hypoxylaceae. The transcript has a single exon. The coding region runs from base 222 to 449 and encodes 75 amino acids.